Fusarium sp. VM40 is the source of this 2376-nucleotide messenger RNA. The record is from the annotation of a GenBank genome assembly. NCBI's taxonomy places the organism in Eukaryota, Fungi, Ascomycota, Sordariomycetes, Hypocreales, Nectriaceae.
AUGGCAAUCAGCAGGCGUCUUCCACAAUUGGCAACCGAAGCAGUGCGGAGACAAUUUCCCGGCCUGAACAAGGGUUCCAUCUGCCUCAACAAUGGCGCUGGAUCGUUGGUGUACAGGGGGGCCAUUGAGAGCAUUACUAAGACCAUGUCUCAUCCUCAUAUGAAUCUUCGCGGACAAGAUUCAACUAGUAUGAUUGAUGUCAAGAAACGUGCUGCUCAAUAUGCCAAGAUUGCGUCCUUUGUGAACGCUGAUCCGGAUGAAAUUGACUAUCAUGUUGCUAAUCAGUUUGACUAUCAAGCAUUUGGACCUUCAACAACUGGUCUGCUACGAACUUUGACGAAUUCCUUGCGCCCAAAUCUCAAUGCGAACUCAGAAAUAAUCGUAUCUGUUCUUUGCCAUGAAGCUGGUAUUACCGCAUGGCGUUCGCUAGCAAAAAGUCUGGGGAUAGUUAUUAAGUGGUGGACACCCCCGACCAACAAAGGAAAGACCACAGAUCCCAAGCUCACCCUCGAAUCCCUCCAACCUCUUCUUUCCCCCAAGACCAGGCUUGUAUGCUGUGGCCAUGUGUCUAACAUCACCGGAACUAUCGAGCCUAUCAAGGAUAUCGCAGAUCUUGUCCACACUAUUCCUGGCGCCAUGAUCUGCGUAGAUGGAGUGGCCAUGGCUCCCCAUCGUCCAAUCGACGUGAAGCUUCUGGAUGUCGACUUUUAUGUCUUCAGUUGGUAUAAGGCCUUCGGCCCCCAUAUUGCGCAGAUCUAUGCACGUCGUAGAGUCCAGCAGCGUUUCCUGACCAGCCUCAACCACUACUUCUUCGAUGCAAACCCUCUUUCUGUAAAGCUGGGCCUUGGAAACAGUUGUAUUGAGCUCGAGCACGCCGUUGUCCCUAUCAUCAAUUACCUCGAGGAUCAGGUCGGCUGGGAAUCAAUCAUUGGCCAUGAACAAGCAAUUACAGCGUAUCUUCUGGAGUACCUGACCUCCAACCCAGACCUGUACACUGUAUAUGGGUCCCAGUCAUCCGAUCCCAACGCUCGGGUGUCUUUGGUCAGCUUUUCUACCAACGGACUUUCAUCUGACAGAGUAGCACAGGAAAUCCAUGAAACGUCGGCCUGUAGGUUGAUCAGUGGGGAUUGUUGGUCUCCUCGCACAGUUUACGAUGUUCUGGGACGCGGGGACGAUGGGAUAAUACGUGCAAGCUUGGUUCACUACAACACCAUGGAUGAGAUGAGAGCUUUCACACAGACAUUAGACCAAGCUGUGAGGAAUUUGACACAUCAGGAGGUUCGGGUUUCUUCUGCGCACGGUAUGUCCGGACCUCAAGCUAAAACCUCCAAGAUGAAUGGCAAUAGCAAUGGCCACGCGGACGAUCAACCUAUCAAAAAACAUUACGAGCUGAGUGGUUGUUUAGACAAAUAUGAUUCUUUCAAGGUUGGGCCGGUUAUUGGGACUGAGUUCCCCAAUGCCAAUGUUGCGGAAUGGAUGAGAGCUGAAAACAGUGAUGAACUUAUUCGCGAAUUGGCAAUCGCCAUAUCUCAGCGAGGAGUGGUCUUUUUCCGUGCCCAGAAAGACUUUACCAACGAACUUCAAAAGGAGUUGGCUGAUCGUCUGGGACGCCUUACGGGAAAGCCAGAGUCUUCGACCCUGCACAUCCAUCCACUUCACAACUUCAAUCCUGACGAGGAUAAGCAUAUCAACACCAUCACCACCGACAAAGAGGCCAAUCCUGCUGAAGAUCUGUGGAAGAAUAGGCCUAGCGACAUCAGGAAUAGCUGGCACACAGACGCCGGGUACGAACCUAAUCCACCAGACUACUCCAUCCUAAAGCUUGUCAAAUUACCCGAAACGGGUGGAGACACGAUGUGGGCUUCGUCAUGUGAGAUCUAUGACAAGAUCUCUCCCAGCUAUCGCAAAUUCCUCGAAAGCUUGACAGCCACGUUCUCACAGACGCGACUACCACGCGUGGCAAAGGAGAAGGGAUUUGAACUCUACACAGAGCCGCGGGGAUCACCAAACAACAUAGGCGAUUCCCUCACAACCAGCCAUCCAGUUGUCCGCACCAACCCUGUCACGGGCUGGAAGAGCCUUUUUGCAGUUGGAAACCACGCCGAACGUAUCAACGACGUGACGCCAGAUGAGAGUAAGCGCCUUCUCGAUUGGUUCCUGCAGUUGAUCGUUGAAGAGCACGACUGUCAGUUGAGACACCAGUGGAAGAAUCCUUACGAUGUCGCUAUCUGGGAUAACCGCACUGUUUAUCACACUGCCAUUUUCGACUUUGCUGGAUUUGGCGCGCGCACGGGGCAUCGAGCUGUUGGAAUUGGCGAGAGGCCCUAUUUUGACCCCAUGAGCAAGACUCGACGUGAAGCACUGGCUGGGAAUUAA